Molecule: messenger RNA, 3549 nt
Organism: Acanthopagrus latus (yellowfin seabream)
Lineage: Eukaryota; Metazoa; Chordata; Actinopteri; Spariformes; Sparidae
Gene: cnga2b
Product: cyclic nucleotide gated channel subunit alpha 2b
Exons: 8
Coding region: 654-2888 (744 amino acids)
Biological process (GO): monoatomic cation transmembrane transport
Cellular component (GO): intracellular cyclic nucleotide activated cation channel complex; plasma membrane
Molecular function (GO): cGMP binding; intracellularly cAMP-activated cation channel activity; intracellularly cGMP-activated cation channel activity
Source: RefSeq, a predicted model, not a curated record
UUUGUUUGGCUAACCUCGUUAAUCACAAUGCUGAUAAUCCACAUGUCUAAUUUCUUAAUAAAACAAUUCAGUGACAGGAAUCAGGAGAGAUGUUAAUAUAUAUCAAAAUGUUCAAAAAGCUCAGCUUAAUAAUGCAGAAAAAAACAAUAUGUAUAUAUUACAUAUCACAUAUUUAUAUGCAAUUGUUGAGAAGAUGUUAAGUGGAUUUUUUAAGUAAGCUUUAUUUACAGAUCUGUAAUCCUUUCCGAGAAAUAAUUAUGUAAUCUGGCAGUAAUUAUAGGGAAAAAUCAUUAAUUAUUAGGUAAAAUAAUUCAAUCUCCCUAUGUUUUAAACUGCUUGCUGCUGACAAAUACUGUACUGAGAUUACUCUAGCAGUUAGUUGGAAGUAAUUAUGUAAUUGCAACCAAUUUACAGUAUUUUUUCUUGGAAACUUUGCAAUACAGUUGAGAAAUGAUUAUGGAAUCAUGUGGCUCUGAAAAAAAAAAACAUAGAGGAGAAGAAGGAGAAGAAGAAGAAGAGGAAGUUCAACUGGUUUGAUGAACCCACUUGGCUUUUAUUCAGCACCCUGGUUUCCAAAGCGAUGUGGCUCCCUGAGGGGAACCAGCUGAUUGGCUCUGUGAGCUUCAAGCCCGAGUGUGUGUGUGUUUUCGUUAAUGAUCCACCAAUUAGUCACACAGCGGCAACAGUCGACUAAACACCUCGUCAUCCGUCUGCGCUGCCGCGGGUGGGAGCAGGCCGCUCAACUCCUGUUCCAGGGGACGGGGGGCAAAAAAAAACAUGUUUCAGAUCUGAAGAUGACGGGCCAGGCGGCGGAGAGAGACCGGUCGCCACACAAUCUGUCUGUGAAGACCACCUUGGAGGAGGAGAUCGAGAGAGCCGAGAGUAUUCUUAGCAGGGUGCCAUCUGUCUGCGAUGACACGUCCUCAGAGCUGAACAGAGUCGCCGCUCUUGACCCUCAUGGCGGCAACUCCAGAAAUUCUUUUCAAAGGAACGGAGCGAUCUCAAGACUGGUGAGCCUGGUGGUGAGACUGAGGGAAUGGGCGCACAGGAGCCUGUUGGAGGAGGAGGAGCGGCCCGACUCCUUCAUGGAGCGCUUUCGGGGCCCUGAGCUGAGGAUGGCUCCCAGCCGCAACAGCACCACGCAAGACGCCAACGGCAACAAUGCCAAAGGGAACUUCAGGAAAAAGUGGGAUUUGUUUGUGGUGUCCCCAUCCGAUAACGCCUACUACCGUUGGCUAUUCGUCAUCGCCAUGGCGGUGCUCUACAACUGGUUCCUCGUCGUAGCGAGGGCGUGCUUUGACAGGUUACAGGUGGGCAAUUACAUCUGUUGGCUGGUGCUGGACUACCUGUCUGACUUUGUGUACCUGAUGGACACUCUUGUCCGACUUCGCACAGGGUUUCUGGAACAAGGCCUGCUGGUGAAGGACCACGCCAAGCUCAGAGACAGCUACGUCCGAACGUUACAGUUCAAGCUGGACGUGGUCUCCAUCCUGCCCACUGACCUGGCGUACAUCUCCACCGGCAUCCACACACCGCAGCUCAGGUUCAACCGCCUGCUGCGCUUCCCACGCAUGUUUGAGUUCUUCGACCGCACUGAGACACGCACCAACUACCCCAACAUCUUUCGUAUCGGCAACUUGGUGCUUUACAUCCUGGUCAUCAUUCACUGGAACGCCUGCAUCUACUACGCUAUAUCCAAGUCUUUGGGGUUGGGCUCAGACACUUGGGUGUUCCCGAACAUCUCCAAGCCUGAGUUUUCCUCCCUGACUCGGAGUUACGUCUACUGUCUGUACUGGUCCACACUUACCCUCACCACCAUUGGAGAGAUGCCCGCACCUGUGCGAGACGAAGAGUACCUCUUUGUGGUCUUUGACUUUCUUGUCGGGGUACUGAUCUUUGCCACGAUUGUGGGAAACGUGGGCUCUAUGAUCGCCAACAUGAACGCCACGCGUGCUGAGUUUCAAGCUCGGAUCGACGCCAUCAAACACUACAUGCACUUCCGCAAAGUCAGCAAGGAACUGGAGACGCGUGUGAUUAAAUGGUUCGACUACCUGUGGACCAACAAGAAGGCAGUGGACGAGCAGGAGGUGCUGAAGAACUUGCCAAACAAAUUGCGUGCUGAGAUAGCUAUUAAUGUUCACCUGGAGACUCUGAAGAAAGUACGCAUUUUUCAAGACUGUGAGGCAGGACUGCUGGUGGAGCUGGUGCUCAAGCUGCGCCCGCAGGUCUUCAGUCCGGGGGACUACAUCUGCAGAAAGGGGGACAUAGGAAAGGAGAUGUACAUCAUCAAAGAGGGGAAGCUGGCAGUGGUGGCAGACGACGGGGUCACACAGUACGCUCUGCUCACCUCCGGCAGCUGCUUCGGGGAAAUCAGCAUCCUGAACAUAAUAGGUAGCAAAAUGGGGAAUCGGCGAACAGCCAACAUCCGCAGCUUGGGCUACUCUGAUCUCUUCUGCCUCUCUAAGGACGACUUGAUGGAAGCAGUGACCGAGUACCCAGAUGCUAAGACUGUUCUGGAGGAGAGGGGCCGGGAGAUCCUGAUGAAGGAGGGUCUGCUGGACGAGAACGCAGAGAGCGGCGGGCUACAGAAAGAAGACACGGAGGAGAAGGUGGAGAGGCUGGAGUCUUCCUUGGACAGUCUUCAGACUCGCUUCUCCCGUCUGCUCAGCGAGUACACGCACACUCAGCAACGGCUGAAGCAGCGCAUCACUCUGCUGGAGCGGCAGCUCAAUCAGACGGACUGUGGAGCAGACCCGACAGAUGACACAGGCGCAGAUGCAGAGACAGGCAAUGAAACAAACCCCGGGCCUGUUGUUGGUGCAGACGGGUCGCCGCGACGAAAUAAUGUGCAAAUAGAGGACAAAAAGAGCCCGACAUCAAAACAUUAAGUGUCACUCAGGAGAUGCACAUUUCCUGAGAUACUUUGAUUCAGGCUCAUUAAGAGUAUAGAAAAACUACCAUUGUGAGAACGCUUUUAUCAGUUCAGCUGAGUGUAAAAAGAUGCAUGUCAAUAAAAAAUGAAAAGAAAGAGGAAAACACUGCUCUGUCCACGCAGACUCUGAGUUCUUGUCUAUGCAAAAAAAAAACAAAACAAAACAAAACAAAACAAAACAAAAAACAGCGAGUUGAAUGUGCGUUUAACGGACUGUCCAAGAUCAUCCAAGAUCAAGGGAUGGAGGGAUGGAGAACACAUUGUUGUACAUUAAAAACCUGAGAAAUGAAGUUUAGAAGUUUCAUUUUAGACCUCAGAGCACUAAAACUUGCUGGUUGUUAUAGUUUCUGUAAACAUCUCGAGUUCAGUUGCGUCAGCAGAGAGAUUCAGUUCUCUUGACAUAUAUUACGCUCCGGGCCUGAACACAUUGUCUCCUGCCACUCCCUCUGAGGAAACAGUCCCAGGAGAGACGCGAGGAGACUCACUCUCUGAGGCGAGCGACCGGGGAUUUUCCAGUUAUUCAGCCUCUGCAUUCCAGGAUACAACUGAACCACAUGAGCGGCGUCGAUAAGCGCAGCUGGAACAAUGCCUCUGCAGCAGGGCCGGCUAAAAUAAAG